ACAGCUACAGUCCUGGAGGUCUAUAAUUUAUUUCGAACCAAGUGCACCAGUGUCAACAAAUAUGAAAAGUAUACUUUACGGGUUUACAGUAUUCUCUUGGUGCUUAUUUUAUUCACAACCACACUUGUUAAGCGUUGAAGACGUUUUUGUUUGCGACAAUACUUCUGUUCGCAUGUAUUUUGACGGUAAAUACAAUUAUUCACAUUCCACAGCACACAGCAAUGGAUACUUUGAAGUUUUAAGGCAUAUAAGCGCAGAAGACAAUUUUGAAAUAGCCGGUGAGGCGUAUCAGAAAACCGGCGGAAAAUGGGCGAAAAAUAAUCAAAUAUGUAUGUCCAAGACCAAUUUGUGUUUUAUUUUGAUCACCGACAUUUUGCUUUUCCCCAUGAUCCGAAAAGUGGUAAAUCUCGAGAACCACUGUCCGAUAAAAAAAGGUCGGUAUUUGAUUCACAGUGGGCGUUUGGUGUCGAAAUAUCAUCCCAUCUUGCCAUACGGGUGCUGGAAGAUUGUCAUUUAUGUGGAAAAACCAAACUCGAAUCAUGUAGAAAAAUUAUGUAUUUUACUGAAUUCUGCAGAGUCGCUCAAGUCGAAUGAUCCAAUAUGCUAAUACCGUAGUACACUUUGAAGUUUGAGAACAAUUAAACAACCUUAACAUAGUUUAACAAUAUGAAAUAAUAAUUAUACUGGAUAUACUAAAUAAUAAUUAAUUGUUCAAUAAUAAUCAUUAUU
Messenger RNA from Adelges cooleyi (spruce gall adelgid), 729 nucleotides. RefSeq lists its product as uncharacterized. The record is from RefSeq and is a predicted model, not a curated record. Lineage: Eukaryota; Metazoa; Arthropoda; Insecta; Hemiptera; Adelgidae. The transcript is spliced from 4 exons. Bases 62 to 607 code for a protein of 181 amino acids.